Molecule: messenger RNA, 2134 nt
Organism: Fragaria vesca subsp. vesca
Lineage: Eukaryota; Viridiplantae; Streptophyta; Magnoliopsida; Rosales; Rosaceae
Product: serine/threonine-protein kinase RIO1-like
Exons: 12
Coding region: 169-1695 (508 amino acids)
Biological process (GO): protein phosphorylation
Molecular function (GO): protein serine/threonine kinase activity; ATP binding
Source: RefSeq, a predicted model, not a curated record
CUCGUUCUCAAUUACUUUUCGUGUUGCCUGUCUGCCCACCCCCACCAUCAAUAUUGCUCUCCACACCCACAACCUAGCUCCGAUUCGACUCUCCUAACUCGUCUCCUCUCUCAACUGAACUCACACACGACUCGUGCGACUCACUCGAACUCAAUUGGAGUCCAUCGUAUGCUGCCGGUCCCUGAGUUCCACUCCCCCAUCUCUUCAAAAAUUCGUGUGAAGGCGGCAGCCAUGUCCAAGUACGAGGAGUAUUUGGAUUACGAUGAUGAACCACAAGGUUCUUUCCCAAUCAAUUGUAGACGUCCCAAUGCUCACGGAGGCCUUCAUCGUCCUAAUAACUCAACCCUUCAACCUCUCUCUAAUAGAUACCAGAAAUAUUCCGCUCGAAUCCGAGUUUCACCUUUAGAGGAGUGGGAAGGUAAGUUGGAUAUUGGCAUGUGCAACAAUGUGACAACUUCCAUUCGAGGGUUUAUUCGGGAGACAGCCAUCGGUAGAACCAAAACUACCGAUAGAGCUGAUCGUGCUACUGUUGAGAAGGUAUUGGAUUUCAAAACCAUUUUCAUUGUACGCAAAAUGAUGCACCGUCAUGUAUACGAAGUUAUUCACGGCUGCAUUUCCACUGGGAAAGAAGCACAUGUUUAUCAUGCAAUCGAUUCUGAUGGCAAAGAACUGGCAAUCAAAGUGUUCAAAACGUCCGUUCUGGAUUUCAAGGACAGGGCAAAAUACGUACAAGGAGACUUUCGAUUCAGACGCGUAUUUAGAACGAAAAAUCCCAGGAAAAUGAUGAAGACAUUGGCUGAGAAAGAAAUGAGGAAUCUGAUGAGGAUAAAGGACGCAGGAAUUAGAUGCCCUACUGUACGUGAUAUAAAACAUCAUGUACUGGUCAUGGAUUUCAUAGGUAAGGGAGGGUGGGCAGCACCUCUUCUGAAUGAUGCUGCAUUAUCAUUAGACAAGCUGCGAGAAGGUUAUAGGGAGAUAAUAAUUGCCAUGCGAAUGUUAUAUCAGAAGGCCAAGCUGGUGCAUACCGACCUCAGUGAAUUCAACAUACUUUAUUUUGAGGGGCACCUAUACAUUAUUGAUGUUUCUCAAGCAGUUGAGCUUUUUGACGAUAAUGCCAAUGAUUUCCUACGUCAGGAUUGUCUCCAUGUCUCGGGUUUCUUCAAAAAACGUGGUGUAGCAGUUAUGACAGUUAGGGAGCUCUUUGAUUUUAUAGUUGAUCCAAGUAUUGCUGAGGAAGCAGUGGACAGUUAUUUGGAUGAGGUACAACAAAAAAUUGUGAACAGAGGAGAUAUAUCUGUUGUGGAUGAAAUUGCUGAAUCUGUAUUUUUGCAGGCAUACAUUCCAAGUACACUAAACCAGGUAAUGGAAGUUGAAGCAGAUGUACUGCGGUUAACUAGUGGUGAGGAUACUGAAGACAUGUACUAUAAAACUAUUACAGGACUAAGGCAGGCUCUUUCUUGUGUCCCACCAUCUCAACCUGAGAGUGAAUCAGACUAUGGUGAUGAUGAAGACGUCUCAAUAGAUUCACAAUCCUCAUCGGGAAUCGAGGCAAAGGAACCUCUUGAUAAAAAAGUUGCCAGAAAAGAAAACAAGAAGAAAGUUAAAGAAGAGAAGAAGGAAGCUAGGAAACACAAAUUGCCAAAGGCUGUAAAGAAAAGAAGAAAGAAGUUGGCCCAAGGUGGAAACAGACGGUAGUCUGUUGGUAUUGACUGAUGGUGGGAAAACAACAGCAGAGUUGAAGGGAGUUACAAGAGCAAUUUGGCAUUGUUGUUAACUUGUUACCAUGUUGCGAGGAAGACCAAACGCUUUUUAUGUGCUUUGAGAAUCAUCAGUUCAAUGAGUGUGUAAGAGUAAACCAAGUCUUUGGGGAAUGUUUUAUUUUUCUCUCAAUACUUCAUGUCGUCAAAUAUUAUUUAUAGAUUUCUUUGCGAAAAGGAUGAAUUAGUGAUCUACAUUUAAAUCGAAUCACGUCAUUUUCUUUGGUGUGUGCCUUCUGGGUAUUUUGAAAAUUUCCUUCCUCUUCGUCUGAUGGCGGAUGAGAUUUAUUGACACUGUGAGCUUGCGCUUUGGUCUUUGGUGAAAGGGGAUUUGUGGUGACAAUUACAUUAUUUUUUCUGAAGAUUUGUUGUCCUUG